Messenger RNA from Cornus florida, 1260 nucleotides. Its product is annotated as peroxidase 64. Lineage: Eukaryota; Viridiplantae; Streptophyta; Magnoliopsida; Cornales; Cornaceae. Gene Ontology annotation, cellular component: plasmodesma; plant-type cell wall. Gene Ontology annotation, biological process: response to oxidative stress; hydrogen peroxide catabolic process. The record is from RefSeq and is a predicted model, not a curated record. The transcript has 4 exons. Gene Ontology annotation, molecular function: peroxidase activity; heme binding. The coding region runs from base 68 to 1018 and encodes 316 amino acids.
CAUUUCUCAACACACUGAAAGAUAUUAGAUAGCUACCUAUAGUAGAAGUCAUUCCUAUCACAGAACCAUGGCUGUCAUUGUUGCAUUUUUAAGCUCUGUACUGGUCAUCCUUUCAAUGUCUUCUCCAGGGAAUGCACUGAGUCAAAAUUACUAUGACCAAACAUGCCCUAGUGCAGAAUCAAUCAUCAGAGAUGCUGUCAGAGCCGCGACGACGAAAGACAAAACAGUUCCUGCAGCACUACUCAGGAUGCACUUCCAUGAUUGUUUCGUAAGGGGUUGUGAUGCUUCUGUGCUGUUAAGUUCGAAAGGGAAGAACACUGCAGAGAAAGAUGGACCUCCAAAUGUUUCCUUGCAUUCAUUUUAUGUCAUUCACAGUGCAAAGAAAAGGGUAGAAGCAAAAUGCCCUGGAGUUGUCUCAUGUGCUGAUAUCUUGGCUUUGGCUGCAAGAGAUGCUGUUGUGUUGUCAGGAGGUCCCAGUUGGGAUGUCCCAAAAGGGAGAAAAGAUGGAAGAACAUCCAAUGCCAUUGAAACCAGACAAUUGCCUGCUCCAUUUUUCAACAUAUCUCAACUCCAACAAAGUUUUGCUCAAAGAGGUCUGAGCAUGGAUGACCUAGUGGCUCUCUCAGGUGGUCACACACUAGGGUUCUCCCACUGUUCAUCCUUUAGAAACAGGAUCCACAACUUCGACACCACACACGACGUUGACCCUUCACUGCAUCCCUCCUUUGCCGCCAGCUUGAAGAGCAUUUGCCCCAAAAACAGCGCCAAGAAUGCCGGUUCCCCUAUGGAUACUUCAUCCACAACCUUUGACAACACCUACUACAAGCUGAUCCUCCAAGGGAGGAGCCUGUUUUCUUCAGACCAGGCUUUGCUCACCAUCCCGAAGACAAAAAACCUAGUCUCGAAGUUUGCUACCUCAAAAGAAGCUUUCGAGAAGGCUUUUGUGAAAUCUAUGAUCAAAAUGAGCAGCAUCACAGGGGGACAGGAAGUGAGGAAGGACUGUAGGGUGGUCAAUUAAUUUAAGUGCCUCUCUAUAAUAAGCAUUCUUUAGAGUAAUAAUUUGUCAAUAGUAUUCUCUUGAUGAAUCUAUAUUUUAUUUUAGAAGGAUUGCAAUUAAUAAUUAUAAGGUUGUAUGUUUGUUUUAAAGCCAUAAAAAUUGUAUGGCUGUGAGGUUAUUCUUGUAUUGGAUUGUAAGUUUUAUAGUUUGGCAGGAAUAUAUAUAUUCUAUCUCAAAUUAAAUAUAUCAUGUUUGGUUUAUAA